Messenger RNA from Pygocentrus nattereri (red-bellied piranha), 3522 nucleotides. RefSeq names its product neuronal acetylcholine receptor subunit alpha-7. Lineage: Eukaryota; Metazoa; Chordata; Actinopteri; Characiformes; Serrasalmidae. The record is from RefSeq and is a predicted model, not a curated record. Gene Ontology annotation, cellular component: neuron projection; postsynaptic membrane; synapse. Gene Ontology annotation, biological process: chemical synaptic transmission; signal transduction; monoatomic ion transmembrane transport. The transcript has 9 exons. Gene Ontology annotation, molecular function: acetylcholine-gated monoatomic cation-selective channel activity; transmembrane signaling receptor activity. The coding region runs from base 288 to 1589 and encodes 433 amino acids.
AGCACUUUAAGCGGUUCAGAACUGCGAGCUCCAUUGGAAAAGCCAGAACUGCGGCUUCAGCCCGAGUUCCUGAGUUUCUGUGGGUUUCCAGUGGCUCCCUCGGAAGACGAGGACACUCAGUCACCUCGGCUCACUCACCGCAUCUUUUCUGGCAGCGAUGGGGGCGAAACACUUCACUGUGUUUUUGCUCAACACUGCGGUCUUCAUGCACGGAUGAGAAGAAUCAAGUUUUGACAACCAACAUCUGGUUACAGCUGUACUGGGUGGACUAUUACCUGCAGUGGAACAUGACUGACUAUCCUGGUGUGACCAAUGUGAGGUUCCCUGAUAAUCAAAUUUGGAGGCCAGAUAUUCUGCUCUACAACAGUGCUGAUGAGAGGUUCGAUGCUACUUUCCACACCAAUGUGCUAGUCAACUCAUCGGGCUACUGCCAGUAUCUACCACCAGGAAUUUUUAAGAGCACCUGCUACAUAGACGUUCGCUGGUUCCCCUUUGACGUGCAGCGGUGUGAUCUGAAGUUCGGCUCAUGGACGUACGGUGGAUGGUCUCUGGAUCUACAGAUGCUGGAUGCAGAUAUCACAGGAUACAUUGCCAAUGGAGAGUGGGACCUAGUGGAGGUUCCUGGCCGGCGGAAUGAGAGGUUUUACGACUGCUGUAAGGAGCCGUAUCCUGAUGUUACCUUCACGGUGGUAAUGAGAAGGAGAACGCUGUACUACGGGCUGAACCUCCUCAUCCCCUGUGUGCUCAUCUCCACCCUCGCACUGCUGGUGUUCCUGCUGCCCGCUGACUCAGGAGAAAAGAUUUCACUGGGAAUCACUGUCCUGCUGUCACUGACUGUCUUCAUGCUCCUGGUGGCUGAAAUCAUGCCAGCAACAUCAGAUUCAGUGCCACUGAUUGCUCAGUACUUUGCCACCACAAUGGUGAUUGUAGGGCUGUCAGUCAUUGCUACAGUGCUCGUGUUACAGUACCACCAUCAUGACCCAGAUGGUGGCAAGAUGCCAAAGUGGACUCGUGUGCUGCUGCUGAAUUGGUGCGCGUGGUUUCUGCGCAUGCGGAGGCCGGGUGAGGAGCGUGUCCGCUCAGCCUGCCACAACAAGCAGCUGCGCAGGGGCAGCGUGUCCAGCGUUGAGCUGUCCGUCAGCCAGGGGGCGCUGCAGCCCAACAACAGCAACAUGCUGUACAUCGGCUUCAGGGGCAUGGAGGGAGUGCACUACACUACCUCACCUGACUCAGGGGUGCUCUGUGGCCGCCUCAUGGGAGCCAGCGAAGAGGACGUGCUGUUGCCAGGGGCAACGGUUUCAUCAUAUCAAGGUGGGGUUGGAGUUGGAGGUGGAGUCAAUGGAAGUAUCAUAGGUGGGGCUUCAGAGACCGAAUUAGCUAAGAUUCUGGAGGAACUGAGGUACAUCGCGAGGAGAUUUCGGAACCAGGAUGAAGAUGAGAGCGUGUGUAAUGAGUGGAAGUUUGCGGCGGCUGUUAUCGAUCGCCUCUGUCUUAUGGCCUUCUCUAUCUUCACCAUCCUCUGCACUUUUGGUAUUCUUAUGUCUGCACCCAACUUUGUGGAGGCCAUAUCAAAAGACUUCUUCAAUUAAAGCCGAAAGAAACAUGAAGACUCUUAUUUCUUACGCAAAGGUCAUUUCUGAAAUAUUUUGAAGACCACACCAACCCAACAUUCUCCAAUCAGCACUAAUAAUCCAGGGUUGACAGUUGUGUUUAGAAGGUUUAGAAUAAGAACCAAAUGAACAAAUUCAUAGAAUAGCAAGCAAUUAUUAAAACAUUCGGCCAAAUUAAUACUACUGUGAAUGAGACUGCCAACAACCAUGCUAACUUUUCUUUGUGUGAGUAUUAGUACUUCCCAUUAGUCUUCACACAACAAACACAUUUACAGUUAGUAGGAGUGGCAGUAUGGUGAAAACAUAACAUCACAGUUUAUCUAACAUUUUCCUGAUGCACAAUAAGUAUCCCAGUAAUUAGUUUAAUUAAUUAGAGAUUUAAAAAAUAGGAACAGACAAAAAACAAGUUGAUAAAACAAAGUAGUGCAACAUUUGAAAUUACAAGCACAAAUGAUAUUCAGCUUUUUACAUGCUGUGCUGCACUAAAUCCAAUUAAACAGACCUAAUUAUGCUGUCUUUGUAAUGAAACACGCAGUUGGUCAGUCUUGCAGGGUCAGACUUGAUCUUGUAAUGAGAGUGCAUGUCUGGGGUGCUUGAUUGGUGAAAUCUGCCUCAAAAAACUGGAUGCCCCUCCUAAAACCCAACCCCAGAUUCCUCUAGUCCAUGCUGUUUUGCAUCACAAUCACUAACACAUGCAAAACAAUUUUUUUUUCUGUUUUCUACACAUACACAACACACAUCUACAUGCUUUAGUGGAGUUCAGGGGACUUUUCAGCCAUGCUAACUUACACAACGUCCAUGGGCUACUGACAGACUUGUUGUACACCAAGACAAUGUUGAAAAGGGCACACCGUACUUUGCACUCUGCCUUCACAAAGUGUUUGGGUUGGUUAAGAAAUUUCACGCUCUGUUCCCAUCUUAAUGGUUCCUUUACUACCCGCAUCUAGCUGACAAUUUCUCAUAGAUGUCCGCAGAUGUUCUCAUUAUGAGAUCACUUCAGGCACCACUGGACUGGAAGUUGGUCAGUCAGGUCACUUCUUUAAGUACUCAGGAUAUACAUGACAUGAUCAAAAAAGUGUGAUUUAUAUGUGAUUAGCGAUUAAAUCUUGCCAUAUUCUUGCCCAAUUAUGUUUUUUUUUUUUUGUGUGUGUUUUUUUUUUUUUACCUCCACUUAACUAUAUUUUUGACUUCUUGACACUGUACCCACACUUUGGAUUGUUUUGUUGAUGCUUGUUGGAGAGCGUUGGGUCUGUGUCCUCCAGGCUUUAAAGCCACACUGUUAAACGAAUUCUCUGUAAACAUUUACUGUUAAAAUAGAAACGAUCUUUGAAACCGUCUGCGCCACUGGGUUUAUACACAGGUUACACAGGUGAAUACAGGCUCACCAGUUACUCACUUUUUACAGCAAUACACACAAUGUUUGAGAUAUCUCAUUGUGAGUUAUGUAUGAUUAAGUGUACUCUUAUUGUUCGGUAUUGGUAUUACAGGUUGUUGGUGUACGUGUACAGUGACUCUUGAAGUAGUUUUCAUAAAGGUAUUUCUAGCUUUUUCUUGUCCCACAGAAAGUCUCAGUGUUUCUGUAUCAACUUUGGUCAAACUGAAUCAUGUCACCUGAAAACCUCGCCUUGAAUUUGAGUUGCACACCUACAAAUUGCAGUUCCUUAGUGUAAACAACAAUCAACACAGUAUGAAUUUCACGUUCCAUGUUUAACAUUUCAGCAGGUGAUUAUUACUGAUUACACACAAAUCCAGUCAAGCACCAAAAGAAAAAGAAUUGGGUGUCAGCAUUCCUGUCUGCUAAAUGGAGCCCUGGUUUUCUUUCUUCUCUCCCUUCUUUGCUCUCCUUCUCAUGUUUGUGCAUUUGUGCAUUCCAGUUUUGUGAGCCCUUUACAAAUAAAUGUAUUUUUCUAAA